UUAUUUAAAAAAUAAUAAAUUUUUGAGAAUGAUCAUAACUAAAUAAAUAAAUAAUAUGCAGUUGCCAUCAUUUAGCCUAAUACUCUGUGGGGUAUUUAUAGCAUAUAUCUCUUAUUCAAUUUACACAGUAUCUUUACUCUUUACUCCACCAUUAUGCACAAAUGAAAAGUAUUGCAGUGAAUCUUAUUUAUGUCAAAAUCCAAAAUUACAAUUAAACUUGUUUAUAUCCACUAUGAGUCGUCCCUUAAGAACAGAAGUUAUAAAAGUCUAUACAAAUACAGAAUUUGAUUACAUGCAUGAUCAAGACAUUCCAUUAACACUAAAAAUUCCUAAUAAGACUAGAUACAAUGGUACUCUAUUUUUACAUGUAAUCCUAUCACCUAAGUCUAUAAAUCAAAUAAAACAAUUUAAUCAAUUAGUUAAUGAUCAAAAUGCUGUUUAUAUUACUAUUAAAAUGACUGAAUAUGCUAUUCCACAAGCAGAAACAUUUAAUUUAUUAGGUGAAGAAAAAGAUGAAAAAGAUAAAGAAAAAAAGAAAGAUUUAAGUCAAUCCAUUUCACAUAUAAAAAGUAGAAUAACAUUCAUGAUAAUGACUGAUAAAAUUAAGCUUCCAUUAAAUAAUAUACCAAUAGAGUUAUCAAAUAAUCUAAGACUUUCCAAAGACUAUAAGUUCUUGCCACUGUUAAAUUAUAACUUUUUGGAUACAAGAAAUAAAGAUCUAAUUAAAAUUACACAAAAUACCCAUAGCAUUAAUAUAACUGUCUCAUAUGCACCAAUAUCUAUUGGAAAGCUUAGAUUAAUUUUACAUGUUGAAGCUGCCAUGCAGAGUUUCAAACAACUUGAUUUCACUGAUAAAGAUAUUGAUGAAGUAAAAGGCAUAUUUGCAGAUACCAAUUUAUAUCUCUUAGCUGGAACAGUAUUUAUAUCAGCAAUGCAUCUUCUGUUUGAUUUUCUUGCCUUCAAAAAUGAUGUAAGUUUUUGGAGAAGUAAAAAUAAUCUCGCUGGUCUAAGUAUGCAAACUAUACUUUGGCGUGCUUUUAGUCAAGCAAUAAUAUUUCUUUAUCUGAUUGAUGAAGGAUCUUCUUUACUUGUUUUAAUACCCACAGGUGUUGGCACUAUGAUAGAGUUUUGGAAAACAAAAAAAAUUUUAAAAGCAGAAUUUAUUUGGAAAAAACGUUAUUUUCCUAAAAUAAUAUUUAAUUGGAACAAAUGUUCAUCUGUUGAAUCGAUAACAAGAGAAUUCGACAUAGAAAGUAUGCGAUAUCUUAGUUAUUUAUUAUAUCCUUUGGUUGUAUUAGGUGCAAUAUAUUCUCUUCUAUAUCUACCACACAAAAGUUGGUACUCUUGGUGUAUAUAUUCCUUAGUUAAUGGUGUAUAUGCUUUUGGAUUCCUUUUUAUGUUACCACAAUUAUUUGUUAAUUAUAAACUAAAAUCUGUAGCUCACUUACCCUGGAGAUCAUUUAUGUACAAAGCCUUCAAUACUUUUAUUGAUGAUGUAUUUGCAUUUAUUAUCACAAUGCCAGUAGUUCACAGAGUAGCAUGUUUUAGAGAUGAUGCAGUUUUUCUUGUUUAUCUUUAUCAACGUUGGUUAUAUCCAGUUGAUAAAACUCGAAUUGAUUAUUCUACCAUAGAUGAAAAUGCUAGAAUUAUGAAUGAUAUUUCAAAUAAGAAG
Ceratosolen solmsi marchali is the source of this 1672-nucleotide messenger RNA. Its product is annotated as cleft lip and palate transmembrane protein 1-like protein. Gene Ontology annotation, cellular component: membrane; endomembrane system. The record is from RefSeq and is a predicted model, not a curated record. NCBI's taxonomy places the organism in Eukaryota, Metazoa, Arthropoda, Insecta, Hymenoptera, Agaonidae. The transcript is spliced from 8 exons. The annotation marks the transcript as partial.